Molecule: messenger RNA, 1335 nt
Organism: Durusdinium trenchii
Lineage: Eukaryota; Dinophyceae; Suessiales; Symbiodiniaceae
Source: the annotation of a GenBank genome assembly
AUGUCCUGGCUGAGACUCCUUUUGGCAGGCCUCGUAGCACUGGCUGCGGGGAGCGGUCUCCGCGCUGCCGAUGGACAGAAGGGCAUCGUUGAUGAGCUGCUCGACACUUUUAGGAAGAACAUUUUGAAGGAGACGACACCUGAACAGUCUGCAGAACCCACAGAGGAGAGCACAGCGGUGGCAGCCGACUCCUUGACUGAGCAAGAGCACAACCACACCAGCAGUUCCCAGCCCCGCUCCCUGCGCUCCGCGCGGUCCAAUCGCUCCAGCAGCAGUGGCAGCGAAAGCCCCAACGCCCGCGGCGCGCGGGGCGCCGGGCGACUGAGUCGGCCUGGCCCGGCGGCGCUGUUGGCCAGGCAGGUGAAGAAUGGCUUGCUCGACGAGGCCUUACGCUUGCACCGCAUCUUCCAUGGGAGGUUAGUCACGCUGAGCGAGGGCCUUGAGAGGAAGGACCAUCAACUGGCACGAGAGUCUCAGAGCAAACAAGAUGCCUGGCGCCAGGCAGCGAAACAAACGGAAGACUGUCAGCAUUGGCGCCAAAUGGCUGAGAGCUUGGAGGAGGAGAACAGUGCCUUGCGGGAUGAGCUGGUGGAGUCGCGAGAGAACUACCAGCGUCUCCAACACUUCGUGGAGGGUUUCGAACUGCAGAGUGCCGCGCGCACUGUCGGACCUCGCUCGCGGACCAUCAGCCAACUGCCUGAAGAGGCACGCGCACCGGAGAUCCCCGUGCGCCGGGCCGCCUCGGAGGAGCUCUCGAAGAGCUGCCCGGUGAUCACCCGAAGUCCACCACAGGAAGCCGCCAACCUCUCAUUCUUCUGGAGCCCACUUGAAGCAUGGGCCCAGGUGGGGAGCAGCGCCUCCGAUCGGUUAUGUGGAGUGAGCUUGGAGCGCUACCGAGUGGAGGUGGUUCCUCAACGAUUGGACCCGGUGGACGAGGCCAAAAUCGAGGACCCCAAAGAGGAUACCAAGAGCUUGGAGUCGAACUCAAAGGAGGUUCCGACACGUGAGUUGCUCCGCACCCCGCGUGGGACGCUCCCCGAGCACGUGCCGCUCGCCGCCGCGAACCCGGCGCCGACGAAUGCGGCGCCGCUGCACGGCGGGGCCUCACCGGUGCGUGAUGCACGGACGUCCAUCAACUUGGCGCUGCCCAUCCCCAGCGCCGGGCCGGGACCGCCCUCAGGGCCCCAACCGGUCCGGUACUUGCAGAAUCUUCAGCCACCUAAGCCAGAUCCCACGUUUUACUCCAAGUCGCCCUCACCGGUCCAGCAAAGGUGGCACACGCAGGUCAGCGCGCCCAUCAGUUUACCGCUGCAGCCGACGCGGACGAAACGCUGA